UUUGUGAUUCCAGUCACUAUGGUGAACUCUGCAGUGACGACUGUUCCAGUAGACAUUGUACUGGAGAAUCAAGGUGUGUCGACAACGGACGGUGUGACAAUGGGUGUAUAGCAGGCUGGAUAGGAUCAGAUUGCAAGCUAAAAUGUUCACAUGAUCGAUAUGGACAGGGAUGUGAAAGUCUCUGCAAUUAUAGACAUUGUCAUGAGAACACUGAUUGUAAUCAUGUGACUGGAAAAUGUGUCAGUGGCUGUGACAGAGGGUAUCAUUCUAUCAACUGUACAAUACCAUGUGACGCUACCUAUGGGUUUAACUGUAACAUGUCUUGUGAUGCCCGACACUGUCUUGCCAGUAAGGCGUGUGAUAGUGUUUAUGGAAACUGUACAGGUGGUUGUCAAGCUGGCUGGGAGUUACCUGACUGCACAAAUGAAUGUCAAGCUGGUACAUUUGGACCCGGGUGUCAGUCAAAGUGUAGUGAACGACACUGUAAAGGAGACAGCUCAUCUUGUGAUGCUCAGAAUGGAAAGUGCCUACAUGGCUGUCAGCCGGGGUGGAAGAGUCCAAGUUGUAAUAUUUCAUGUGGCAGUGGUACAUAUGGCGCUGACUGUACAUUCGAUUGUAAUCAAAGACACUGCAAAGAGAGUACGACCAGCUGUGAUCCCGUAAAUGGUUCCUGUAGGGGUCCGUGUCAGGAUGGAUGGCUGGGGAUCGACUGUACUGGAUGUGAUGGAGAAUAUGGCCCAAACUGUUCAUUAUCGUGUGAUGCCAGACACUGUAAAAACAACAAGGCACCUUGUGAUUACAUGACCGGAUCUUGUGAAGGAGGAUGUAUGCCUGGUUGGCGAGGUAUUACAUGCACUGACACAUGUCAGGCUACCUAUGGAUUUAACUGUAACAAGUCUUGUGAUGCCAGACACUGUCGUGGUAGUAACGACUGUGACGUGUCUUAUGGAAACUGUGCAGGUGGUUGUCAAGAUGGCUGGGAGUUACCUGACUGCACAACUGAGUGUCAAGGUCGUACAUUUGGAUCCGGGUGUAAGUCAAAGUGUAGUGAACGACACUGUAAAGGAGACAGCUCAUCUUGUGAUGCUAAGAAUGGAUCAUGCCAACAUGGCUGUCAGCCGGGAUGGAAGAGUUCAAGUUGUAAUAUACAGAGUGCAGCGUCGACUGGAAAAGAUUCAGAUGGUUUUCCAGUCACACCUGUAGCUGGAGGCAUUAGUGCUGCAGUAGUUGUCAUCGUUGUGAUUAUCAUCAUCAUAAUCGUAGUCUUCAGGAGACGAAAACCGAAACAAAAGAGUUCUGCUGAGAAUACAGCCUCCCCAGAAAACAUUGGGAAACCUCAAGAAAUAACACGAGGCGCACCCGACGGCUCUGUCUACGUCAAUAUUGGAGAAUCUGCAAAACCUUCAACAAAAAAGCUUGUAACAAAGGAAACCGACUCCAGUCACUUAGUACCAUCUAUGAACACUGGUAACAUAGUAUCAGUCGUAAACGCUGGUUACGUAGAAUCAGACAUAAACGGCGUUGACGACAACACUGCUGACGUAGUACCAAUCGGAAGCACUAGUGACAUAUUGCCAAUCAUAGUCAGCGCUGACGUUGCACCAGUGGUCGACCAAAGAGAGCCUGAAGACCAACAGGCUAAUGGGGAUGAGGAGGAGCAGGUCCAGGAACCUAACACGUAUUACAAUGAUGUCCAAGCAGCUCCUACUCCGUUCAAAAUGCCAAAAGAAGGUUUUGACGUCACAGAACUUGAAGCUAUCAUAGAGAGCAUCAGGAGGCAGCCUGGAGGAUUUGAUGCAGAAUAUCUUAAACAGCCAAGCGGAUUCAAGCACCCAUACAAUGAUUCACAGAUACCAGAUAACAGAUGCAAGAAUAGAUUUACUGGUUACUACCCAUAUGACAAUAAUCGUGUGAAACUAUAUAUGUUGCCAAACGUCCCGUAUUCUGACUACAUCAACGCCAGUUACGUCGAC
Gigantopelta aegis is the source of this 1973-nucleotide messenger RNA. Its product is annotated as multiple epidermal growth factor-like domains protein 10. The annotation marks the transcript as partial. The transcript has 13 exons. NCBI's taxonomy places the organism in Eukaryota, Metazoa, Mollusca, Gastropoda, Neomphalida, Peltospiridae. Gene Ontology annotation, molecular function: scavenger receptor activity; protein tyrosine phosphatase activity. The record is from RefSeq and is a predicted model, not a curated record. Gene Ontology annotation, biological process: protein dephosphorylation.